UUCCCAAGAAACAAUCAACUCAAACAAAUUAGACCUCUUAAACAAGUUGCCAUUGAAGUCCACUAGUGGUUCUUCAUUUUUACUGCUUUCCUUUUAAGGUUUCUCAUGUUUUAUAGACUUCCAAUUAACACAGUAGUGAUGAUCAAUCAAAGGAGUCAUCAAGGAAUUUUCAAUUUCAAAACAGGUUGCAGUGAUUUGAAUCUUGAUUCACUGAAUAUUGUCUCUAGUGUUCAUCCUUCAUCUGUACCCAUUUCAAAGGACUAGCUCUCAAAGAAUUAAACAGCCAAUAAGCAUGCUCCUACAAUCUUAUCGUUUAUUCCAUAAUAUAUUCCGUGCCACCAAAUUCAUUAUUACAUGGCAUUGCCACUACCAAAAUUUUCCAAAUAAACACAAAUAUUUAAAUGUCAGAUUAUGAUUAAGGCCUUUCUCAUUAUGUUCACCCACCCACUCUUUCUUAGUUACCAUAUCAGUAUGUUUCAUUGUUCUACAUGUAAAUAAAUGACCAAAUUAGUUCACUUCAUUGUCAGUCACAUAAUUUAAUGCUGGCAAUAAAUCACAUACCCAGAAAUGAUUAGUUCACUUCAUUGUCAGUCACAUAAUUAAAUGCCAAUUUUGGAAAGGCAAAAAAAUGCUACAUCAUUAAAAAAAGCAUGUUUUCAUUUGCAGGUUAUUGAUUUUAUUGCCACUUAACACUUCUGAAGCAACAAAAAUUGGUAAAUGAAAAUUGAAGUUGAGGGGCCAAAUUGAUACUUUUUGAAGUUUAAGGAUGGAUUUGGAUUUGGUACAAAUCUAAAAGUUGAGGGACCAAAUUGGUAUUUUAACCAAAGCAGAAACCACAAUAGAAUUGGGUAACCCAGACGUAUAAUUUUUAUGUAAUUUGACUACAAGAAAAAGAUAUUUUUGGGUAUAAAUUUUAAUUGCAAUC
Messenger RNA from Rubroshorea leprosula, 925 nucleotides. The record is from the annotation of a GenBank genome assembly. NCBI's taxonomy places the organism in Eukaryota, Viridiplantae, Streptophyta, Magnoliopsida, Malvales, Dipterocarpaceae.